This is a messenger RNA of Monomorium pharaonis (pharaoh ant), 2830 nucleotides long. Its product is annotated as E3 ubiquitin-protein ligase AMFR. The transcript has 7 exons. Gene Ontology annotation, molecular function: ubiquitin protein ligase activity; ubiquitin binding. Bases 709 to 2274 code for a protein of 521 amino acids. Lineage: Eukaryota; Metazoa; Arthropoda; Insecta; Hymenoptera; Formicidae. The record is from RefSeq and is a predicted model, not a curated record. Gene Ontology annotation, biological process: endoplasmic reticulum unfolded protein response; ubiquitin-dependent protein catabolic process; protein K48-linked ubiquitination. Gene Ontology annotation, cellular component: ubiquitin ligase complex; cytosol; endoplasmic reticulum.
UUUAGUGUGCUUUCCAGCAAGAUAGUGUAACAGUGUCUACUAGUGUGAGUGAGACACACUGAUAUGUUCUUUCUCACACUAAUGGACACUGUGUUACACUGUGUCUUGCUGGAAAGCACACUUAUUAUAGAAACUCUAUUCGGAAUGGUUUUCGAGAGCUCAAUGGCGUGAGUCGUGAGAUGUGGAUUGUCGAAUUUGUCUGGUCAGUGUUGGUGUACCAGUGCCGAGUGUCGGUCGCAUCGUCAGUUCGUCAGUUGGUAGUGGUUAACGAUUGAGGCAAGUUAAGGCUGGUUGACGUUUACAGCAUCACUCGCGCGAUCGGCAGUGCUAUUGUCCGCGCUACUUCGCGGGUGGUAGCUUGAUAGGCUGACAGAAUAGGCUACUAGACUUGCACUGCGCUUAGUGCUCCAAUGCUCGUAUUCGCAGGUGGAUUGCAUGACAUGUACAGUCGCGCAUACUACGGAGAAUUGGUCGCGACGGGUGUGUUUAUGACAAUCUGAGGAAGAGAGAAAGACAGAUCCUUUGUACUAAUCGAUGCAACGCGUCUGUAUUACGUCAGUUUUUCAAGUCUUCCAUCGAGAUUUCGCAGCACAUUUAUGAUGUAGACGUCCCUCGAGACGCAUCAGGCGAGCCUCGGGGAAACGGACAUUUGUUCCUGCAUUUGAAAAGUAAUAAGUAAUAACCAAAGAUUCCAAAAUUCUUUUCAUCAUGCCGAUGGAAUUUUUGGAGCGGUUACCAGUUCCGAAUCUUCGGGUAUAUACCGCCAUAAGCUUCACCAUAUUGUCCUGCUCCAUAUACUAUGCAACCCAAAUAAUCAAGGAUCCUGCUUGGAGAACGAAUCACACGCACGUCGAUGUGACAGUAGCCUAUCCUGGAAACGGCAUUGAUCCAACUGAUCCGAGAAGUUUUGGCACGCAUCUUAAAGAACUCUUAGAAUGUAUGGUGGUGGAGCCUGUAUGUGUCUGGCUGUCUUUUUCACCCACCACGCCAGGAUGGAGUCAUGCGCGACUUCUCGGAUUGUUGGCGACAAUUCUUGUGCUAUCUUUCUUUAUGCUUUUAUUCUGUAUCGCUGCAGCCUUCUUCUUCAUAUCUUUCAAUACUUUUGCUUUUAUGGCAGCUGAGUGUAUUCUACUUGGAGUCCGUACGAUUCACGUCAUGUUGCGCUAUGUGAUUCAUUUGUACGAUACUCGCGGCGCUGGCACUUCGGCGCAACGCUCUUGGGAUAAACGUGGUCCAUUGACCUAUUAUACAGAUUUGAUUUCGGAAUUGAUUGUGCUGGCAGUUGAUUUUUUUCAUCAUGUUCACAUGCUUCUGUGGAGUAAUAUCUUUUUAAGCAUGGCAUCGCUAGUGAUAUGUAUGCAACUGAGAUAUCUGUUUUAUGAAAUACAACGGAGAAUCACGAAACACAGAAACUAUUUGGCUGUACUAAAUCAUAUGGAGCAGAAUUAUCCAAUGGCUUCGCAAGAUGAGCUAGCUGAGAAUUCUGAUAACUGCGCGAUAUGCUGGGAGAAGAUGGAAAGCGCUCGUAAAUUACCCUGUACUCACUUGUUUCACAAUUCGUGCUUACAAUCCUGGUUAGAACAAGACACAUCAUGUCCCACGUGUCGAUUGGGUUUGAGUAUGCAAGCGAAUCACAGAGAGAAUACUCCAGAGAUGCCGCCCGAGCCACAGACUCCUACGAGAAGAAAUGGUAACCAUUUCUUUCUUUUUCUCGAUGCAUCAAGAUACGUAUCUUGGUUGCCUAGUUUCUCUGUCGAGGUCUCGCACAACAGAUUACGUGGUAACAUAUCUACAAUGGCACAUACUAAUUCCCAAAUGGAUGCUAUGGCGAGACAGGUACAAUUACUUUUUCCCCAUUAUUCUCGCAAUGUAAUCCUAGAAGAUCUCAGAAUGACUCGAUCUGUUGAAUGGACAAUUGAGAAUAUACUCGAUGGAGUAUUAACUAUACCACAUCAUUUAAUUGAAGAACCGCAAGAAGAAUCCGUCCCACAAAUACAAACAACUAUGACGAAUAUUAUGCCCAGUUCUUCAAUUCAGAAUGCAUCGGAUCCUAGAUUCGAUAUUCCUUUUGCCGAUAGUGGAGAAGAACCUUCAAGCCUUGGUGGUCGUUUCUCGAAAUCAUCUGCUGAGAGAGAACUUAUACUUCAACGACGAAAAGAACAUAUGCGAUUAACAGCACGCAGAAGGUAUUUGGAAAAACAUCGGAAAUCCGAGAUUGAUUCAACAAAUUUGCAAAUGACGAAUACUGAAAACAUUGAAAAUAAUACAUCCUAGAGAUAUAUAUAUAAGCAGAGAUAAGAUCGAUAAUGUGACUUUGAAUUUACAUUAUCUAAAACUUCAUAGAAUUGAUCAUGGUGGAAGGAAAGUAAGGUGUGCUUAUACUGAAGACGCGUUUUCGUAUUUUUCUGCGCAUUGUACCAGCGGCCUCCAUUUUUAAAUUCCUGUGUUUAUAUAAAUGAUACGUCAUUUAAAUUUGCUAAAAAAUGGCGGCCACUGGAACAAAAUUUCAUUGGCUGUUCAGAAAUAUGCGUAAUAGCACACCUUACUUUCUUUCCACCAUGGAAUUGACAUAAAAUUGACAGAUUAUUUACUUUUUUUUCUUGAAUUUGAGGUAAGGAAUUCGUGGAACAUACGUGAUGCUUACUUUUUGCUGAUAACUGAUUAUUAAAUACAGCAAGAGUGAGUCGAAAGAUCUCUUUAUGUAUUUAACAAUUAGUGUUUCUUAACGUUCUGAAAAUGAUAUCAAGAGAUUAGAUGCCGCGUUUAAGAAUACGACAGAUAAACGAUAUACUCAUGGACGAUUAGUAUCGAAUUACACUGGCGCAAAAAA